AUGAAGCCGAGGGGGGAGAAGCAGGUCCGAGGAGGGAGAGGAGCAGGCCGAGGAGGGAGAGGAGCAGGCCGAGUGAGAGGGAGGAGCAGGCGGAAGGAGGAGAGAGAGGAGCUGGCCGAGGAGGGAGAGGAGCAGGCCGAGGAGGGAGAGGAGCAGGCAGAGAGAGGAGGAGCAGGCCGAGUGAGGGAGAGGGAGCAGAGGCAGAGGCGAGAGAGGAGCAAAGGCCAGAGGAGGGAGAUGAGAGGCCGCCGGUCCGAGGAGGGAGAGAAGUGA
Messenger RNA from Knipowitschia caucasica, 273 nucleotides. Lineage: Eukaryota; Metazoa; Chordata; Actinopteri; Gobiiformes; Gobiidae. The record is from the annotation of a GenBank genome assembly.